UUCAGAGACAAGGAUGCGAGAAGAGUACAAGACAACCCUGCGAGGCUCCCUCCAUUACCUCAUUUGUUUCUCCCUCCUCCUUCCCCUUUCAGUCUCAUACCAUCCUUCCCUUACCCCUUGCCCUUCUCUUUGCACCUGUUACCCUUCACCCCCCACAGCCAGCUGUCAGUCGCACAACCUUACCCGAGUCCCUUCUCCUCUACCUGGUUUGGCACGUCGAGUGUUCCUGCAGAAUAACCAGAUCUCGGAGCUAGGGCCUGGACUCUUCUCACCUCUCACAUCCAUUCUCUGGCUAUUCUCCAACCGCAUCUCCCUGCUGCGCCCUGGUACCUUUCAGGGUCUGGAAUACUUGGAGGAGUUGGACCUCGGUAACAACCCCAAUCUGCCACCUCUACAACCGGAUACCUUCCAUGGGCUCAGCUCUCUGCGGUCCCUGCACCUGUAUCGCUGCCAUAUCCAAAGGCUGCCAGCUGAUCUAUUCCGUGGCCUCCAUUCCCUGCGCUACCUCUACUUACAGCACAAUCGUCUAACAGGGCUACCGGAUGGUUUGUUCCGUGACCUCUCCAACCUUACCCAGCUCUUCAUCCAUGGAAAUCUCUUACAGUCACUUCCUGCCGGCUCCUUCUUUGGGCUGUCCAGCCUGGACCGUCUGCUGCUGCACAGUAACCGCCUGGUAUCCGUCUCUCCUGCAGCCUUCAGGGGUUUAAAUAGCCUCACCAUCCUUUUUCUCUUCAAUAAUAGCCUGCCUUCCCUCUCAGGAGACUGCCUGCGCUCCCUCCCUUCCCUGCAGUUCCUCCGUCUAAAUGGGAAUCCAUGGCACUGUGACUGCAGCUGCCGUUCUUUAUGGGGCUGGUUUCGCUCUUCCCCAGGAAUCUCCAGCUCUCCAGUACCUUGUGUUUCUCCCCCAGCACUCCGUGGGAGGGACCUACGCUCCCUUGAGGAGCGAGACCUGAGGUACUGCACCUCACACAACCCUCCUCCAACUGGGAAUCUGUCAGGUCUGUCCUUCCCCCCUAAACCCUCCUCAUUUUAUAGGGGACAGCCAGGUCCUAGACAGGAAGAAGUUAGUGAAUGGGAUGAUACAGUAGGGCAGGGAACAGAGGAUAGUGACAGUGCAAAUGGUGCAAGUGAUAAGAAAGGGCUUGGAGUUACAUUACUGGUGGGUUUGCUCAUUUGGGAUGUAAAGAUAGACUUCUGACCUGUUAAAAUUUAUUGAGUGAGAUACUUUGCCACAAAUUCUUUCCCUAUACCACGUGAAAACUUUCUGAGAAAUAAAUGAAUAUAUAUUUA
Messenger RNA from Spea bombifrons (plains spadefoot toad), 1290 nucleotides. RefSeq names its product reticulon 4 receptor like 2 (gene RTN4RL2). Gene Ontology annotation, cellular component: plasma membrane. The record is from RefSeq and is a predicted model, not a curated record. Gene Ontology annotation, molecular function: protein binding. Lineage: Eukaryota; Metazoa; Chordata; Amphibia; Anura; Pelobatidae. The transcript has 3 exons. Bases 14 to 1198 code for a protein of 394 amino acids.